Biomphalaria glabrata is the source of this 4466-nucleotide messenger RNA. RefSeq names its product solute carrier family 23 member 2-like. The record is from RefSeq and is a predicted model, not a curated record. Bases 174 to 2003 code for a protein of 609 amino acids. The transcript is spliced from 15 exons. Gene Ontology annotation, molecular function: transmembrane transporter activity. Gene Ontology annotation, biological process: transmembrane transport. Lineage: Eukaryota; Metazoa; Mollusca; Gastropoda; Planorbidae. Gene Ontology annotation, cellular component: membrane.
UAGCACUAGGGAAGAAGGAGUAUUUGUACAAAUUUGUCCUAGCAUAUGGGACGAGGAAUGUGCCUUUAUCUUUGUGUCUUUCAGACACAGACAUAUUAAUAUGAUCCUAGAGAGUCUCAAUACAUAAAUAAUUUAUCAAGAAUUACUGGUUCAAGAUAGCCACAAUACACAAGAUGGGGGUUGACAAAUCGUCUGCGAAUGGAGAGACGGGAAGAGUCAAAACGGAACCGGAAAUGAACAAUGGUUCCAAUCAGAAGCAGACGACGGAUAGAAAACGUGUCACUAAUGCAUCCACCCAGGAAAAGUCAUUGGAUAUUCUGUAUACUGUGGACCAGGUGCCGCCAUGGUAUUUGUGCAUUUUUCUAGGAUUCCAGCAAUUUCUCACCGCGUUCGGUGCCACAUUCGCAUAUCCGGUGAUAAUUAGCAGCGCCAUCUGUAUUCAGGGCGAUGACGUAGGACUAGGGGAGCUAAUCAGCACAGUGAUAUUUGUCUCUGGAUUUUCUUCCAUUAUCCAGACCACAUUCGGUAUCAGACUACCCAUCAUUCAGAGUAUCAGCUACUCCUUCAUCGUCCCCGCCUUUGUUGUGAUGUCCGUAUCUCCAGACAAUUGCCCCUACACUGAUCCUAAAGUCAACAAGUCGACAUUACCUCCCCUUGCUUCUGAACACCACAGGCUGAUAUGGAAAUCUAACCUCUGUCAGCUGCAAGGAGCCUUGAUGGUAGCCUCUCUGUUGUCCAUAAUCAUUGGAUUCACGGGUUUGAUCGGAUUCCUGAUGAGGUACAUCGGACCACUGACCAUCGCCCCGACCAUUUCUCUCAUCGCUCUCUCUUUGUUCAAAGUGGCCGCAGACAAAGGGUCAACGCAGUGGUACAUUUGUUUCAUGACCAUUGUUUUGGUCGCCAUAUUCUCACAGUAUCUACGGAACGUUGGUAUUUCCUGUCCUUGCUUGCCAGAUAAACUUCGAAUUUUCGCCUUAUUCCCAGUACUUUUAGCUAUUGUCAUAUCUUGGAUUAUUUGUUUGAUUCUUACGGAGGCUGGAGUGUUUCCAUCAGAACCUGACGCUAUUGGAUACAAAGCCAGGACAGACAUACGAGUAAAAACUCUGGAAGACUCUUCAUGGUUUAGAUUUCCUUAUCCAGGUCAAUGGGGAGUACCAACGGUCAGUGUAGCAGGGGUCCUGGGUAUGCUAGCAGCCAUGUUGGCCUCCAUUAUUGAAUCUGUUGGUGACUACUACGCCUGUGCGAGACUCUCUGGAGCGCCGCCUCCACCAGGGAGCGCUGUAAGCAGAGGUAUAGGCAUGGAAGGAAUCACGUGUCUGCUGGCAGGGGCCUGGGGAACUGGAGGCGGUAACACAUCUUACAGUGAGAAUAUUGGCGCCAUCGGCAUAACUAAAGUCGGCAGUCGUGCAGUGAUACAAGUAGCUGGACUUAUCAUGAUAGUCCUUGGGUGUCUAGGGAAAUUUGGGGCUCUCUUUGUGUUGAUACCGGAGCCAAUAAUUGGAGGCUUGUUUUAUGUGAUGUUUGGUAUGGUUGGUGCCGUUGGCAUUUCCAAUCUCCAGUAUGUAGAUCUGAACUCUUCCAGAAAUCUCUUUGUCUUUGGAAUCUCAAUAUUCUUUGGAUUAAGUGUGCCCAACUGGGUCGCCGACAAUGGAAUACAGACAGGGAACUCGUUAGCUGAUCAGGUCUUAAAAGUUCUGUUUGGAACUAGUAUGUUUGUAGGGGGCGUGCUUGCGUUCUUUCUGGAUAAUACAAUACCUGGUACAAGAGAGGAAAGGGGGCUGUUGGAGUGGAACAAGGUCAAGGUUGGAUCUGAAGAUGAAGAUCUCUCGGUCUAUGACCUCCCUUUGAUACAGAAAUAUCUGAACCGUCUAGCAUGCACUAAGUAUAUACCAUUCUGUCCUGGCUCUAUUCUUGACAAACACGAGGAACCAUUCGCUGGCAUGGAGAGUCAAGAGUUACCGACGUCAGUUUCUGAAAAUAGACAUUUGGAAACUAGGAUUUAAUAGACAUGCUCAAAUAAUGCUUAUAAUAAAGAGAAAAAAACCCACUGUUCCCAAAGUCAUUCUUCAUCACAUGACAUUUUGUUGAAAAUCACUCCUGAUUAUGGAAUGUUGAAAAACUAUAGAGUAAUAAUGCAUGAAUGAUUUGGAUUGCACUUGCAUAUAUUCUUUGUUAGUUAUUUCUUUUCAGAACCAGUUUCCCCACACAAUACACAGACAAAAAUGUUAUAAAACUAUUUGACAAAAAUAAUAUGUAUGUAAUAUAUGUAUGGCUGAUAGUGUAUAUGCGCUCUGGACUGACGAUUGAUGGUCUCGAUUGUACUAAUACUUGGCCGUCCUUAAUAAUCUUAAAAUAUGUAAAACAAACAUACAAUAGAUCUACAUUUAAAACAACAAUUAUUCAUUAACAACCAAAUUUCAAGAAGAUGUCAGUAUCUGAUUACGUUCAUUUAAAAUAUAAGCCAAAUUAAUGAGCAUCAAUUAUAUUUUUGCCACCAUUUUAUCCUAAGGACAAAUUCGUACAAAUACUCCUUCUUCCCUAGUGCUAUUAGAGCAUAGAAUGUGUCGUCCAUGUCUAGGUCUAAAUCUAUCCACUCUUUGCAUCGGUACCCUAUUGCUAUAGAAUGUGUUUACCCGAAGGUAGAGUAGAGCAGGGGUUCUCAACCUGUGGGUCGCGACCCCCUUAGGGGUCGAUUGACGAUUUGCCAGGGGUCGCCUCAGACCAUCGAAAAUAUGGAUUGUUAUUGUUUACUCUUCUAUUGCUGUAUGUGUGUGAGUGGGGGAUUGUAGAAAGGGGUCGCCGAGCAUAAAAGGAUGAGAACCGCUGGAGUAGAGACUCGAGUGGAGAAUGCUUUUUAUAUAAAAUCUAGAUCUACAUCUCAAAUAAAUAGACUUAGUUUUAAACAUUCACGCCUUAAUUUGAAAAGUUAUAAUUCGAAAGAUAUGGAAUACAUCUAGUCUUGGCCAAUCAAAACAAUGCGCGCGAUAGGUUAUUUAUUUAUCUAGGGCAAGAUGACACAUCGGCCUAAUUGUUGCUGUACACAGCGAAAGACAAUUAGUGUAUUUAGUCUCUAGAUGAAAAAAAAAAAAAAGAAACAAUUUUUAGAUAUUAAACUUAAAGUAAAUGAAAAGUUGUUGUUUUUAAACCAUUUAAAUAUAGAAUCAAAUGAAUAAUUAUAUAUAUAUAUAUAUAGCUCCUCCUUCGUGAUCGAAAAUGGGCACAUUUCUCAAUUCCUAUGGACUUGAUGAAAAAUGACUGUUAAGUCCAAUCCUCGCUUUAAAAAGCCGGCCGCAGAUAGGCCUGCUUCUUCUAUCAGCUUUUGUUGGUUCGGCGCUCUAUCACCCUGGCCACUGUAGUCGACGACUAAAGACUUCGCGGUAAAACUGUAGGCCUACAUCUAAAAAUAGUUCUAGUAUUUCUAGUGUUUACUUAGAUCUAAUUGUAAGUUCAAAUUUUGAGAUAAUAAAAGCCAAAAUUAAGACUUACAAUGCAAGCGAAUGUACAGAUCUAAUUUAAGAAAAAACACACCUUUUGAAUGUGCAUUAAAUUAAACAAGCUAGUUUAUUAAUGGUCAGUAUGUUCAAUAACAGUUCUUCUUUCAGACCUUGCCAUCUAUAGGGCAAUAAGGUCAUCUGUUUCUUUGGCCAACAGUUUACGAGCAAGUUGUCUUGUGGUCAGCACAACGAUCAACAGCUUUUACUUUCCAUAAAUAAAGUCAGUUACCCAUUAGACUUGGGUGGACUCAGGGGCGCCCUAACAAUCCCAAUUUUUAAAAUCCCAGUCUUCACCGAGAUUCGAGCCCUGAAUCAAAGGUUCGGAAGCCAAUCGCUUAACCACUCAGCCAGGAUCAAUAUUAGACGUUUAAUAUUUAUUGUGUUCCCACAUGGUAACUUGAUUUGUAGCUGUGCGCUGUAAGAAUCACGCGAUAUUGUAAGGCUAUUUGGCCUAAAUCUAGUAACGUCUAAGAAGUAGGCAUUAAAAAAAACAACUAACUUUUAGGGUCCUUCGGUUAUGGCAGGGCUACUUUACAUAUCCUAAUAUCAGCUCUAUUAUCUAAGGAAAGCUUAUGUCAGGUUUCAAGUUUAGUCAAACGACUUUGAUUUCUAUGACAGACGUAUAUACACCUUUUAUUCAAUUCUAUAUAUUAGAUUAUUACAAAUUUUGUUGUUUGUUUUAGUUCAAGAAUAUAAACUAAUUACGAUAUUAGAACAAAAUGUUUUAAUUUAUUGCUUCAUAUUGAUUGUUGUUAUGGAGUAUAUGUGCGUGUUUGUGAUGUAACUAUAAGUAAAAAGGAGCGGAUGGUUUUGGUUGUGUAGGCUGAAGAGUUUCUGAUGAAACCACGAGUUGGUCUGUCGUAAUACAAACGAAGAUAGACUGGUAUGAAAGUUGAAAGGGAAGAAACUAGUAGGUGUCAUGUGUUAAUCUAGUCAUGCAUGUUUAUCAUUGGCUUAAACUUUCCUAAGUCA